GUGAUAGAGGCAAGGGGCGAGGGUCAGGGAUGGUACCUUGCGCACGCCAUCCUGGUGAAUCAUCCCUCCUCAUCCCAUAAAUAGGUAGAUACAGGAAUAGACGAAGACAUAAAAUCUAGUCAUCUCCGACCCCUUCCGCAACCUGCCCACGUUCUCUGUCUCUCGCUCCAAGGCAUGCCGCUGACGACGCCCUCCUCCCUUUCUGCGAUUUCUCUUCUUCGCAAGCAGUCGAGAUUCGUCGCCGCGUACCUCCACUGUUAUGCCGAAGAAAAGACAUCAGAGCAAAUACUCGAAGCCGCCGUCAGUCGCUCCACCUAUCCUCAGCUCCUCUUCAUCGCGGGCAACGCCUGAACAUCACGAGCGUUCCGUCAACCAAAUCCUCGCCGACCUACGCCGAAGCAGUCUGACGCAAAGUGGCACCUCAACCGGCUAUACCGCGGCCACUCCCACCGUCCCACCGCUGAUCCGCCAGAUCCUCCAGAUUCCCGAGACCCCUGCACCCCCACCCCGAAGACUUCAGCGCCGGGAGAUCAAUGGCCGACGAGCACCUCCGGGGCCCCCACCACCGCGGAGCUGGGUGUCGCUCGCACAAUCCCGACAUGCCCCUCCUGAGCUGAAGGCAAGUGUCCUAGGGCGCAUUCAGAUAUGGCCAUUGCCAGGAACCUACGCGCCAGAUGCGGGCAGCUUUGUCGAUCAGGUUCUCCGGCAGAUUGCGCUAGACUGGGACCAGCAACGACGAUGGAACAAGUUCUAUCUGUACACUUUACCCAGCCGACUUAGAACCACGCUGCUGAGCUACGUUUUGGAGCUCCAUGGGCCAGGCAUUACCAUCAAAGAUCUCCGGCUGAUCCUUGCCGGUCCUGCUGAGGAGGAUCUGGCCCAAUACGAGAUCGAGAAGCCCGACUUGGUCGAGCUAAACGGGGAUUUGCUCUGCCUGGACCUGGCGGGUGCGGUGGGGAAAUCUCUGACACUGAAGGAGCUUAACGAAUUACUGGGUAUUCCCAGGGAAGCGGCCGAACCCGAUCUUCAAGACUCGUGGGAUGUGCCGGCGCCUACGUCAGGACCCGUCAAACUCCUUCCCAACUUGUCGCAGCUCUCUCUGGCUGUCGAUCCCGGGGUAGGACCCCUCGCUUCUUGGAAACAGCUCCUCUCGCUGGCUACGAAGCUGCCGACCCUGACGCAUCUCAACCUCUCCGGCUGGCCCGAACCGUCCCUGACACCAAAUGCCAAGUUUGUGAAGGUUACCUCGUCGGUGGCAACCGGUAGACUCAUCCAGUAUGCCGCCACCGGACCCUACAGUCACGACCUGGACGGCGAGUGGUCGGAAGCCAUCCUGGUGCUAAAGCGUCUGAGCAAAUCCCUCUACAGUCUGGAGUACCUCGACUUGACAGGGUGCGGGGACUGGUUCCCGGCGCUGAUGAAGGAAUCGGACGGAACGUUCAUGGUCGAUUUUGUCGACUGGGCGGGUGACUGGGGCAAGAUCAUGACGCUGAGGCUGUGCUCCGGCUACGCCAUCGCGGAUGAUUCAACGAUCGGCCAAGUCACCCGGUUCGCUGACUGGGCCGAGUCGGCCACGGCGGUAGAGAAGCACAUCAUAGCACAGCGGUCCGGGCGAGGGCGCUGGAUUUCGGUCGAGAAGGAUACUCUCUCGGAGAGCGCCAAGGCCGUUAUCGCGAGCCAGCGGCUCCGGGGCAUCGCAUGACACAUCGAAGGCAGGUAGAUGUGUUCGAUAGAUAGACUUGACACCAUAGAAGGCGGGCAGGCAACGAAUAGAAAGCGAUCGCAACGGGAUAGCUGAUCAUCGUGGU
This is a messenger RNA of Durotheca rogersii, 1808 nucleotides long. RefSeq lists its product as uncharacterized. The record is from RefSeq and is a predicted model, not a curated record. Bases 260 to 1702 code for a protein of 480 amino acids. The transcript is spliced from 2 exons. Lineage: Eukaryota; Fungi; Ascomycota; Sordariomycetes; Xylariales; Xylariaceae.